Molecule: messenger RNA, 1196 nt
Organism: Molossus molossus (Pallas's mastiff bat)
Lineage: Eukaryota; Metazoa; Chordata; Mammalia; Chiroptera; Molossidae
Gene: CCDC106
Product: coiled-coil domain containing 106
Exons: 6
Coding region: 99-944 (281 amino acids)
Cellular component (GO): nucleoplasm
Source: RefSeq, a predicted model, not a curated record
CGGGCAUGGGCGCCGCCGCCGCGGUCGGUUCCCCGGCCGGAUUCCGCGCGCGGGGCCUCUGAGGCGCUCAGCUGCCAGGGUCCGCGGGAGGCCGCGCCAUGAAUGACCGGAACAGCCGGAGGAGGACACUGAAGAAGGACGAUGAGGCCUUGGAGAUCUCUAUCCCCUUCGAGGAGACGCCCCACCUAGACCCACAGCUCUUUUACAGCCUGAGCCCCUCUCGGGGAAACUUCGAGGAGCCUCCGGAGGCUGCGUCCCCAACCGUGGCCCUGAUGAAUGGUGUCAGGGCCCAGCUGCACAUGGCCCUGGAGCGGAACUCAUGGCUGCAGAAACGCAUUGAGGACCUGGAGGAGGAGCGGGACUUCCUGCGAUGUCAGCUGGACAAGUUCAUCUCUUCUGCGCGGAUGGAUGCAGAGGACCACUGCCGGGUGAAGUCUGGGCCCCGGCGGGCUGAGGGUGACGGCCGGGGUGGGGCUGCAGGGGAUGCCUCAGACCCCGAGUCAGCUGCCUCCUCGUUGAGCGGAGUGUCUGAAGAAGGCAGUAAUGUGGAGAGGAAGAGACAGAAGCAGAAGGGAGGCGCUGGCCGGAGGCGCUUCGGGAAGCCCAAGGCCCGGGAAAGGCAGCGGGUGAAGGACGCGGACGGCGUCCUCUGCCGCUACAAGAAGAUCCUGGGCACCUUCCAGAAGCUGAAGAGCAUGUCGCGGGCCUUCGAGCACCACCGCGUGGACCGCAACACGGUGGCGCUAACCACGCCCAUCGCGGAGCUUCUCAUCGUGGCACCGGAGAAGCUGGCGGAGGUGGGCGAGUUCGACCCCUCCAAGGAGCGUCUGCUGGAGUACUCGCGCCGCUGCUUCUUGGCCCUGGACGACGAGACUCUCAAGAAGGUGCAGGCCCUCAAGAAGAGCAAGCUGCUGCUCCCCAUCACCUACCGCUUCAAGCGGUGAUUUGCCCCCGCUGGCCCAGGCCAUGGCCUCCGACCCCCACUUCCCUCCCCUCCAGCCCACCUGGCACACGGCUUGUGUGUGCAUGAGUGGAGUGACCCUCUCCAAGGUCUGGGGAGGGCAGCGUGCUUCUGCGUGUGCCUGUCUCCCCCACCUACGUACCCCAACUCCCACCCCAGGUCCCUUGUAUAUAGAUCUGCACUCUUUGCUUCCCACAUUCCCAGCAUCCUCUCCAUUCCCAGGGUUGGGGGUGUG